CCUUGUUGAACAUUUUCAAUUUUAAUAUUCGGAAUUUUUUAUUGGCAAAAAGACAAGAACAACAAUUAACAACAACAAGAACAUCCGAUCAAUUUAACAAAUAAUUUGGAAAAUGGAAGGAUUUGACAAUUUUGUUCAACGUUUAAAGGGUAACGCCUAUGAUAUGGGUGCUGAAGAGGAAAAGUAUAGAAAAAAGGAAGAGGAAAGAAAAAAGAGAAAGGAAACAGCCUUUGCAAAAUUCGGACUUUCUCAACUCUUAUUAAAACAAAUUAAAAGAUGUGGAUUUUUCAAUCCAACACCAAUUCAGCAAAGUUCGAUACCUGUUAUUACACAAGGAAGAGAUGUGAUUGCUAUGGCUAGAACUGGUUCAGGUAAAACUGUUUCUUACCUUUUCCCUCUUUUUGAGAGAUUGGAUUAUAAACACUCUUCAAUUGUUGGAGCUAGAGCUGUCAUUAUUGUCCCAACUAGAGAACUUGUAUUGCAAGUGAAUAAGGUUAUUUAUGAUUUUAUUGGUAAAACAUCUGAUUUGAAAACAUGUAUGCUUUUUGGUGGUAAAUCAAUGGAAGGUCAAUUUGAAAGAUUGAGUGCCAAUCCAGAUAUAAUUAUUGCAACACCUGGUCGUUUGUUGCACAUUAUUUUAGAAACUGGUUUGAGUUUAAAGAGAGUGGAAUAUGUAGUUUUCGAUGAAGCUGAUCGUUUAUUCGAAAUGGGUCUUUCAGAACAAUUAUAUCAAAUUAUUGCCAAAUUACCAACAACUAGACAAACACUUUUAUUCUCUGCAACACUUCCAUCAGCUGUAGCUGAAUUUUCUAAAGCAGGAUUGACUUCACCUGAAUUGAUUAGAUUGGAUUCAGAAGUUAAAGUGAGUGAUAAUAUUAGAUUGAGUGGACUUUUUGUUAGAUCGAAUGAAAAAGUUGCUGCCCUUCUUUACUUGUUAAAUAGUGUAAUUUCUCAUCGUGAGACAACUAUAAUUUUCAUUCCAACUAGACACCACGCCGAAUAUUUCCUUACAUUAUUUACUCAUUACAAGAUUGAAGCAACAGUUGUUUAUGGUAGUAUGGAUCAACAAGCUCGUAUGGAAAAUCUUGACAAGUUCAGAAAUGGAGAAGCUAAUAUUUUACUUGUAACAGAUGUUGCUGCUCGUGGUAUCGAUAUUCCUGAUGUGAACAAUGUCAUUAAUUACAAUUUCCCAGGUAAACCAAAGUUAUUCGUCCACAGAGUUGGUCGUGUUGGUCGUGCUGGUAAAGUUGGUACUGCAUACUCACUGAUAGCUCCUGAUGAAGUUCCAUUUUUCCUUGAUCUUGAAUUAUUCUUGGGAAGAAAAUCAAGAAAUGUUGUUAUGGAAACAAUUUAUGAGGAUGAAGAUUCUAGGCAAGUUCCUGCUGAUUUAUCUGGUAGAAAUUGGAGAGAAUUUAUUGAUGGAUAUAUUGGAAUUAUUCCUCAAUCAAUUCUUGAUAGAGAAAUUGAACACUUGGCACAUUUGGAAAGGAUUGAUGGUGGCCUUUUGAAUGAAAAGGAAGUUUGUGAUAGAGCUUUAACACUUUAUAAUAGAACUAGAGGUGAUCCAAGUGGUGCUUCUAUUGGAAGAUCUAAGGAAUUGCACACUCUUGCUAUUCACCCAAUGAUUAAGGUUUUAGAGGUCAUAACAGAUGAAGAAGAGGAACAACAUGAUAUUAUUGCACAAAUGAAGGAUUACAGACCUGGUCAAACAAUCUUUGAAUUUAAAGAAAAGGAAAAGAGUGCUGAAGCUGAAAUUAUGAAAAAGAGAAGACAAUAUUUGAAACAAGCUCAAGUUUUGAAACAAGUAAGAGAUUAUUCCAUUCAAUCAGGAGUUGAAAGUGAUGAAGAAAAUGAUGCAAAUGCCACCAAGGAAAAACCAAAACCAAAGUCACUUGCUGAAAGACUCUUAAGUGAAGAUUCUAAACAAGACAGAUUUUCCAAACUGACGAAUGUUGUAGCUCCAAAGAAGAAGAAGGAAUUUAAGGAUCCAAACUUUUUCAUGGAAUAUACAAAGGAAGAUCAAGUUCAAGAUCCAUCAGAGGAUCACUAUGCUCUUAACGGUGCCUCCUCAAAGAAGAAACAAUUGACAAGUGUCGUCUCAAGUGAAUUUAAUGAAAUUCCACAACAAAGUAUCAGCGAUGCAGUUAUGGAUAUUGGAGGUGAAACUAGAGAAGAAUUGAAUAAUCAAAGAAAGAAGCAAGGUAUGAUUUGGGAUAGAAAGAAGGGUAAAUAUGUUGUUGGUACAAUGGGUAUUGAUGGUAAGGUCAGAAGAGAUGAUAAUAAGAAGAAGGAUACUCUCAAGACAACUGAUGCCUAUGCCAAGUGGAAGAGAAAAACUCACGGUAGAAUUCAAGGUGUUGGUGAAUUGGAAGAAAAACAAGACUUUGUCAAAGCUAGAAGUCAAGACGAUGAUGAAAAUGGUGGUUUUGGAUUUGAAUCAUACAGAGAUGAAGGAGAAGAAAUUACACUUACCAAUAACAAGAAGAGGAAAAAGGCUCCUUGGGAAGAAAAAGACGAGCAAAAAUCUUCCAAGAAACGUAAGAGUGCAAUUAAGGAAGGUAAGGGUGGUAAAGAUGAAGUCAAGACAGAAGCUCAAUUGGCCAAGAUUAGAAAUGAUAAGAAGAAACAACAACAACACAACAAGGUCAAGUUCAUGAUGAAGAAACAUGGUGCUGCUUCCGUUUUAGGUUCACUUCAAAGAAAGGGUAUGAUGAAAGCUUUGGAAAACAGAAGUGCACUUCCAAACAAAAACUCAAAAGGUCAAGUUCGUCUUUUCAGAAAACGAAAAUAAAUUAUAUUCGUAUUAAUUUAAUGU
Molecule: messenger RNA, 2815 nt
Organism: Naegleria gruberi
Lineage: Eukaryota; Heterolobosea; Eutetramitea; Acrasida; Naegleriidae
Product: ATP-dependent dead box RNA helicase
Exons: 2
Coding region: 113-2791 (892 amino acids)
Cellular component (GO): nucleus
Molecular function (GO): ATP binding; RNA binding; RNA helicase activity
Source: RefSeq, a predicted model, not a curated record